CAUCUUUCAACAUCAGUCGUAGUCGGUCCGUGGACGGUGGUCUGCGUCUGUCCUUGCCGUGCUCGUGCUGACACGCGGUUGCGCCGUAAACUACCGUGCUUGUCUUCCCGGCAUGGCUGUUUAGUCACUGACUUUGCUUAAGCUUUGCGAUCAUGGGGAAAACUAAAGGUGCGAAACGCUGGAAGAAAAGGCAAGAAUUUGAAGAAAACACGACAGAAGAACAGGGCGAUGACGACGAUGGAAACGGAGAUGGAGUGCCUGCUGCUGCUAGCCAGAAACUCAGCACCGCUGCAACGGAAGACGAAUUCGGGGCCAAGGACUAUCGUUCACAAAUGGAACUUAGGCCCGAUCAUACAUCUCGUCCUCUUUGGGUGGCUGCUGAUGGCCAUGUCUUUUUAGAAGCCUUUUCACCGGUGUAUAAGCAUGCGCACGAUUUUUUGAUAGCUAUAUCUGAGCCAGUUUGCAGGCCACACCACAUUCACGAAUACAAGCUGACAUCCUAUUCCUUGUAUGCUGCAGUCUCUGUCGGACUUCAGACGCAAGACAUCAUAGAAUACUUAAGGAGACUUAGCAAGACUAGCAUUCCAGAGGGUAUCAUAGAGUUCAUAAAGCUUUGCACUGUCAGCUAUGGUAAAGUCAAACUUGUCUUGAAGCACAAUCGGUACUUUGUGGAAAGUCCUUUCCCGGAUGUACUCCAGAAGCUUCUCAAGGAUCCAGUUAUACAGGCAUGCCGCUUAAGGCGGGAUGCAGAAAAUGACACAGAUCUGAGCGUUGUCAUGAGGGAUAUUCUAAGUGCCACACUUCCUAUCAAAACUCACGCUACAGAGGACAAGGCUGAUGACAAAGUUCAAGCAGCUAGCGUCCCUGAUGACAUUACUGCCUUUUAUGAGAAAAUGGAGAAAGAUGAAGAUGACGUAGAAGACUCUCAAACGGUGUCAUUUGAAGUCAACCAAGACUACAUUGAGAAGUUGCAAAAGAGAUGCAUAGAACUUGAGUAUCCUUUGUUGGCCGAGUACGACUUCAAGAAUGACACUGUCAACCCAGAUAUCCAUGUUGACCUGAAGCCAUCUGCCAUACUCCGACCAUAUCAAGAGAAGAGCUUGAGAAAGAUGUUUGGAAAUGGGCGAGGAAGAUCAGGGGUUAUUGUCCUUCCAUGCGGUGCUGGAAAAUCGCUGGUGGGUGUCACAGCCUGCUGUACCGUACGCAAGCGAUGCCUUGUCUUGUGUAACUCGGGCGUGUCCGUCGAACAGUGGAAAGCACAGUUCAAAAUGUGGUCAACAGCAGACGACAGCGUCAUUUGCAGGUUUACAUCAGAGGCCAAGGACAAGCCUAUGGGUGAGUAAAACACAAUGCACUUACACUGGUUGGAUGGGCA
Molecule: messenger RNA, 1375 nt
Organism: Dermacentor silvarum
Lineage: Eukaryota; Metazoa; Arthropoda; Arachnida; Ixodida; Ixodidae
Product: general transcription and DNA repair factor IIH helicase subunit XPB-like
Exons: 12
Coding region: 153-1343 (396 amino acids)
Biological process (GO): transcription initiation at RNA polymerase II promoter; nucleotide-excision repair
Cellular component (GO): transcription preinitiation complex; transcription factor TFIIH holo complex; nucleotide-excision repair factor 3 complex
Molecular function (GO): DNA binding; 3'-5' DNA helicase activity; ATP binding
Source: RefSeq, a predicted model, not a curated record